AAGCCAAUCAAAAUCAACCGGAAGUGUCUGUUACUAGACCAAACAACCAACUGCAACAGAACUUCAGAAGAAGUACACGAGAAAACGGUUUCGACGAGUAGAUAACAUCGACGAUACGUUAUAUAACAUUAAAGAUUCGUUAUCAUGGCGAGGCGUAAGCAGGAGGCACAACUGCAGCAAGAAAUUGAAACACAGGAGGAAUGGGAAGACAUGUUGUCAAAGGAGGGUCUUUAUGUUGUAGAUGUUUAUCAGCAGUGGAGUGGGAGAUGUUCUUGCCUUAUACCUAUCCUAAAGAGGAUAAAAUUAGAUUUGGGUGAUCCUCUUCUUCAAUUUGGAGUAGCCAAAGCCGAUACCAUUGAUGCCUUGGAGAAGUACAGGGGGCAUUGUGAACCUUGCUUCCUCUUUUUUGCUGGAGGUGUCUUAGUAGCAGUUGUCAGGGGAGCAAACUCUCCUAAAAUUCUUAGAACUAUCACAGAGCAACUGCAACAUGAGCAUAAAGUGCUGGAAGGACAGGGUGAAAGGAAGGAGAUUAAGGAUCCUUACAUUGCUCAGCUGGAAUCUCAAGAAAAGUUAACAGAGGAAGAGGAGAAAGAGGAAGAAGACGGAAAAAGAAUGAAGUAUAAGGGAGAAAUAGUAAAUUAUGGGGACUCGGAUGAUUUAUUACCAGGUUCAGAGGGUAAGAAGGAGAUCACAGUGUGUCUUAUCAAGCCUGAUGCAGUCGCUGCCGGCAAAGUACCGGAGAUUAUUGCUGAUAUUGAAGCUCACGGUAUUGAGAUUCUUAAGAAUGAGGAACGUCACUUGACAGAAGAGGAGGUUAAACAAUUCUACAGCCAUCUUCAGGAAGAGUCAUUCUUUGAUGACUUAGUCAAAUUCAUGACCAGUGGAAAUUCUCACGUCCUUGUUCUCACCAAGGGAAGAACGGGAGAUAACGUCAUCAGUGAAUUUAGAGAUCUGAUUGGUCCAACGGCUGUCGAGGAAGCCAAGGAAGCUCAACCUGAGAGCUUGAGAGCCAAAUAUGGUGAUAAGACCUUCAUGAAUGCUCUCCAUGGCAGUAGCUCAGAGGAUAUGGCAAUGAGGGAGCUGGCUUUCUUCUUCCCAGACUAUGUUGUUCCUGCCUCAGAAGGAAAACCCAAAAUGCAGAGAACUUUGGCACUUAUUAGACCAGAUGCCUUCAGAAACCAUAAAGAGGAAAUCCUAGCCAAUGUCAGUGAAGCAGGGUUCAAAGUGGCAAUGCAGAAAGAGAUGCAACUUACAAAGGAAAUGGCAGAAGACUUCUACAAAGACCACAAGGGCCAAGAAUACUUUGAUGAACUUGUUACAAGGAUGACAAGUGGUCCUGUCCUUGCACUUGGUCUGGCCAGAGAGGAUGCCAUUACAGGGUGGAGAAAUAUGUUGGGGCCCACUGAGGUUGAAAAAGCCAAAACAGAGGCACCGGAGAGUUUACGAGCAAAGUUUGCGUUGGAUGACACCAAAAUCAAUAUGUUACACGGUUCUGACUCGGAGGAUGCAGCCAAACGGGAACUCGAAUUCUUCUUCCCAGUGGAACAAACAAUCGCAGUUAUUAAACCUGAUGCAGUAGGAACUAAAGAUGAGAUUAUUGACAGAAUUAAUGAAUCUGGAUUCAAAAUAGCAGCAACCAAAGAACAACAAUUAACGAGAGAACUUGCUGAAGAGUUCUAUGCAGAUCACAAAGAUAAGGACUACUACAAUGACUUAGUGGAUCACAUGACCAGUGGACCUACUUACAUAAUGGUGCUAUCACGAGAAGAUGCCGUCCGAGGAUGGCGCGACAUGAUUGGUCCAACAGAUCCAGAGAAAGCAAAGGAAGAAAAUCCCGACUCAUUACGUGCAGCAUAUGGCAAAAAUAUUCUCCAAAAUGCUGUUCAUGGCAGCUCAACGUCGGAACAUGCUAGUGUUUCAGUGAAGAAGAUCUUUGGUGAUUUAAAAUUUGCACCAGAUGGUACUGUUUUAGAUGAACAAGCAGAGCAAGUUGAAAAGAAAGAGGGUGAAGAGGAGUCAGAUGAACAACAGAGUGAACAAAUAGCAUCAGAGGAACCCACUGAAAAAACAGAACAAGAACCUGUUUCAACUUCAAAGCCUGAGGCAGAACAGACCGCACCUGAGUAUAAAGAAGAAGAGAAAAAAGAAGAGGAGACACCUAAAGAAGAUUCAGAAAAACCAGUGGAAGAAUCGAAACCAGCGGAAGAAUCAAAGCCUGCUGAAGAAUCGAAGCCUGCUGAAGAAUCGAAGCCAGCUGAAGAAUCAAAGCCUGCUGAAGAAUCGAAGCCAGCUGAAGAAUCAAAGCCAGCAGAGGAGGACAAACCAGUGGAAGAGUCCAAACCGACAGAGGAAGAAAAACCAGCCGAGGAGUCCAAACCGGCCGAGGAGGCUAAACCAGAGGAAUCAAAGCCAGCUGAUGAAGCACCCAAAGAAGAAGAAAAGUCAGGUGAAGAGGCUAAAUCUGAGGAAAGUGAGCAAAAAACUGAACAAACUGAGUCCAUGGAGGAACAAAAGCCAGCUGAAGAAGAGAAGAAAGAGGAGGAAAAGAAAGAGGAGGAAAAGAAAGAGGACGAUAAGAAAGAGGAAGAGAAGAAAGAGGAAGCACCAGCAGAACAAGGAUGAUUGGAUAAAAAAGUUUAAGGACAGAUAUCUAAAUUUGAG
Molecule: messenger RNA, 2661 nt
Organism: Ostrea edulis (European flat oyster)
Lineage: Eukaryota; Metazoa; Mollusca; Bivalvia; Ostreida; Ostreidae
Product: thioredoxin domain-containing protein 3 homolog
Exons: 25
Coding region: 145-2622 (825 amino acids)
Biological process (GO): CTP biosynthetic process; UTP biosynthetic process; GTP biosynthetic process
Molecular function (GO): nucleoside diphosphate kinase activity
Source: RefSeq, a predicted model, not a curated record